AUGUUGGGCACAUCACUGACUGCCUUGGUCUUCAUCCGCACAUGUAUCUUCGCGCUGCGGUCCGUCGCCCCAAUCGCGAUCGCGUGCACCGCGGCGUCGGUACUGGCGCGUCGACACUUCUUCCCAUGGCCGCUGGAGUUAUACUUCGCCACCGAAACGGCGUUCUAUGCCUGCUGGUACCUGCCGUGGAAGCGGAGACUCGAACGGCCCGCUGUGCACCCGCCCGCACGCCCGCCCGCCGAGCGGAGGAAGCUGUUCACGAAGUGCCACAAUACCGUCGACUCGCUGGAGGCGUACCUGUCUGGGUGGUUCCACGGGGCGGACCCGGCGACGAUCCACAGAGAGAACUUGGCGCAGUUCCUGACGUGGGCGUUUCUGGACCGUGAUACGCUACCUGUCGAGGGCUCGGAGGAGGCCAGGGAGCUGAAGGAUUAUGUCGGGGAGUUCGAGACCAGCUUGGGACGGAAGCUGCCGGAAGGGUUCAAUGAGGGCGUCAGGAGCUUGAGGCUUACGCUGGAUCCCGUCAAGAUGACACAUCGGAGUCUGCUGUGGUACUUUAUGGUCCACGUCGUAGACGUCCUUACGUCCACGCGCCUGGCGUUCCGCGGCAUGAGGUUGUACGCCACACCCGGUUGGUUCAAUGUGUUUCCUGGUCGCUGGCACGCAUGGCUUGUCUCGGCGGGCGUCAGCUCCCCAUCAAAGGACUUUUCGUACUGGUACCGUCCGCAUACAGCUACCGAUAAGCUGCCCGUGGUGUUUCUGCACGGACUCGGGAUAGGGCUGUAUCCAUACGUUCCGUUUCUGUCCGAGAUCGCGGAUGAGGUUGGAGAGGAAGUUGGGAUCAUUGCGGUAGAGAUUAUGCCGAUAUCUAUGCGCAUCUGCGGCGACCCACUCGAGCCGUCCGAAUUCUCGUCCCAGAUCCUCUCGAUCCUCAACCACCACGGCAUCACCGAUUUCGUUCUCGUCGGCCACAGCUACGGCACCAUCCUCUCCACGCACCUUUUGCACUCGCCCACCAUCGGCCCCCGGAUAUCCUCCGUCCUCUUGAUCGACCCGAUCGCCUUCCUCCUGCACCACCCAAGCGUCGCCUACAACUUUACCAGUCGCCCGCCCCGCUCCGCCAACGAGCGCCAGCUGAACUAUUUCGCGUCGCUAGACCCCGGCAUCGCUCACACCAUCUGUCGCCACUUCUUUUGGGGGCAGAAUAUUCUCUGGCGCGAAGAGCUUGCGGGGAGGAAGUGUGCUGUUGCCAUGGGAGGUAGGGAUCUGUUGGUUGAUAGCAGGAGCAUUUGGGAAUACCUGACGGGACACAAGGGGCAGGAGGUGGUGGAGGAGACGACGGUAGAUGUAAAAGAGGAUGGCAAGGCGGAUGGUGGCAACGGACAGCUGAAGGUGAUGUGGUAUAAGGAUUGUGAUCACGCACAGGUGUUUGACACUGCGCUGAGGAGAAGGAGACUGGUGGAGACUGUGGCGAGGUUUUCGAAGGAUGUGAGAGCUUGA
Tricharina praecox is the source of this 1500-nucleotide messenger RNA. RefSeq lists its product as uncharacterized. NCBI's taxonomy places the organism in Eukaryota, Fungi, Ascomycota, Pezizomycetes, Pezizales, Pyronemataceae. Bases 1 to 1500 code for a protein of 499 amino acids. The record is from RefSeq and is a predicted model, not a curated record. The transcript has 4 exons.